CAGUCAAGAAGCGCGCUUUUCGGCGGAUUUUCCAAUCUUCUCACGAUGUCGGGAAAAUCGAUCGUGAGGAUCGGCACAGCUGACGGAGAUUUUUAUUGCUCUGGAGUACUUGCCUGCGCACUCUUAAAACUGCUACCACAGUAUAAGGAUGCAUCUAUAGUGAGAUCUGGAGAUAAAAGUGUCUUAGAUACCUGUGAUAUUGUGGUGGAUGUUGGCGGAGAAUAUGAUCCAUCCAGGCAUCGAUAUGAUCAUAACAUAAAAGAUUUCAAAGAAUCGGUGAGUACCAUCAUAAGAAAACCAGGGUAUGAUUCGACAGUGGAACUAACCAGUGCGGGACUGAUCUACUGUCAUUUCGGUCAUAAGAUAUUGAGGAAUAUACUUUCAGACGUAACAGAGGGCAGAGUUAUUGAUGAAAUGUUUAAGUUUAUUUAUGACAAGUUAAUCAAGGAAAUCGAUGCUAUAGAUAAUGAUGAGCAAAUGUACGAUGCAGUGCCAUUAUAUCUAUCAUGUACUGAUUUAAGUGCGCGCAUACGUAGACUAAAUUUUUCGUUGAACAGCCAGGAAAAAGAGAAACAGUUUGAGAAAGCCGUGGCUUUGGCUCAAACGGAAUUUUUAGAAAUUGUACAAGACGUGAAAAACGUUCACUUACCGUCAAUGGACAUCGUGCGACACGCUGUGGAAAGUCGAUUCGAAGUCGAUCCGAGCGGAGAGAUAAUAACAUUGUCGAAAUUUCUACUGUAUGAAGAGUAUCUGUUUAAACUGGAAAAGGAGAUGAACAUUUCGCCAUCAAUAAAGUAUGUUAUUUUAGAGAAUCAAGAGUCUAGAGACUGUUCUUAUUGGAUUGAGUGUAUGCCAGUAGCGUUGAGAAGUCGCAUGUACAGAAUGUUACUCCCGCAAGCGUGGGGCGGUUUAAAGAGUGAUGCUCUUGUAAAAGCCUGUGGAAUUGAGGGCGCUUUAUUUGUGCUUUCCAGUCGGUGCAUGGGGAGUCACAAAACCAAGGACGGCGCAAUAAGUAUGGCGCAGGAAGCACUCAAGAUUGGGAAAACUGUGCAAGGUGGAGAAAAAUGAUUAUGUCUAGACCAUUGAAUUUUUUUUAGAAUCUUUAUGGCAAUUAUUUUUAAAAACUUUUUUCGUAAUUAAAUGCAACUCAAUCAUGUACAUUUUGUUUUUUUUUUUACACUUGUGGAACUUCACAGUAUGAGAAAAUCAUUUCAUCUUUUGAAUUGUUGUGCGUCAAAUACUUGUGACUAUGUUUAAUAAGGACGAACUAUAUACUGCACACACUUAUUCCAGAAAUUAUUUAAAAAAUGGUUCGUUUAUUGUUAAAGUUUCUUCACAUCUCAGAUCUAUAUAACAUGGCACAAGUUUUCUCCGCAUGUUCUUCUGCGAUCGGGAAGAGAUAGCUCAGUUUUAUCGAUCCGCGGUUUUUGAUGGUUGCAUGCUUAACUCUUCGGUCAGCGUUUCAGGCAACUGCUUGUGCGGCAAAAUGCGCAAUCUUAGCCCCUGGCUCACUUCGGAGUGUCGAUUAUACGGCGAUCAGGUCCAAGUGGAGUGUAACUUAAGCGUAGAACGCAGGCGGAGUGGCAUACAUGGCAGAACACCGUAUGGAACCAGCCCAACAGUCUUAGCUGCUUCCUGCGUAAACGAACAUUUAAUUAAAUUACUCGUCGAUAUAUUGCGAAUCGAUAUGGCAUUACGACUUCAAAUCUAAAUAUAUAUAUAUAUAAUUUCUAUGCUGUAGAUGAACGUUGCAUUAAUGGUUCUCGACUUUCGAUAUUGAAGACCAAUGCUGCGUUGAAAUAAAAAAUCCAUUACGUUAAUAAAUAAAAGUUGAUUAACA
Temnothorax curvispinosus is the source of this 1840-nucleotide messenger RNA. Its product is annotated as UPF0160 protein MYG1, mitochondrial-like. Lineage: Eukaryota; Metazoa; Arthropoda; Insecta; Hymenoptera; Formicidae. The transcript has 5 exons. Gene Ontology annotation, cellular component: nucleus; cytoplasm. The coding region runs from base 46 to 1068 and encodes 340 amino acids. The record is from RefSeq and is a predicted model, not a curated record.